AUGGACGGGUUGCCCGGUCGGGCGCUGGGGGCCGCCUGCCUUCUGCUACUGGCAGCCGGCUGGCUGGGGCCCGAGGCCUGGGGUUCGCCCACGCCCCCGCCGUCGCCUGCCGCGCCGCCACCGCCCGGAGCACCAGGCGGCCCGCAGGACACCUGCACGUCGUGCGGCGGUUUCCGGAGGCCAGAGGAGCCAGGUCGGGUGGACGGCGAUUUCCUGGAGGCGGUGAAGCGGCACAUCUUGAGUCGCCUGCAGAUGCGGGGCCGGCCCAACAUCACGCACGCGGUCCCGAAGGCCGCCAUGGUCACGGCCCUGCGCAAGCUGCACGCGGGCAAGGUCCGCGAGGACGGGCGCGUGGAGAUUCCGCAUCUCGACGGUCACGCCAGCUCAGCCCCCGACGGCCAGGAGCGCGUGUCGGAGAUCAUAAGCUUCGCCGAAACAGAUGGCCUCGCCUCCUCCCGGGUCCGCCUGUACUUCUUCAUCUCCAAUGAGGGCAACCAGAACCUGUUUGUGGUCCAGGCCAGCCUGUGGUUGUACCUGAAACUGCUGCCCUACGUCCUGGAGAAGGGCAACCGGCGGAAGGUGCGGGUCAAAGUGUACUUCCAGGAACAGGGUCACGGUGACAGGUGGAACAUGGUGGAGAAGAAGGUGGACCUCAAGCGCAGUGGCUGGCACACCUUCCCACUCACCGAGGCCAUCCAGGCCCUGUUUGAGCGGGGUGAGCGGAGGCUCAGCCUGGACGUGCAGUGUGAAGGUUGCCAGGAGCUGGCCGUGGUGCCAGUGUUUGUAGAUCCCAGUGAGGAGUCCCACAGGCCCUUCGUGGUGGUGCAGGCACGUCUGGGUGACAGCAGACACCGCAUCCGCAAGCGGGGCCUGGAGUGUGAUGGUCGUACUAACCUCUGUUGCAGGCAACAGUUCUACAUUGACUUCCGCGUCAUCGGGUGGAAUGACUGGAUCAUCGCACCCACUGGCUACUAUGGUAACUACUGUGAGGGCAGCUGCCCAGCCUACCUGGCGGGAGUCCCUGGCUCCGCCUCCUCUUUCCACACAGCAGUGGUGAAUCAGUACCGUAUGCGAGGCCUGAACCCAGGCAUGGUAAACUCCUGCUGCAUCCCCACCAAGCUCAGCACCAUGUCCAUGCUCUACUUUGAUGAUGAGUACAACAUCGUGAAGCGGGAUGUGCCCAACAUGAUUGUGGAGGAGUGUGGCUGUGCCUGA
Molecule: messenger RNA, 1215 nt
Organism: Orycteropus afer afer
Lineage: Eukaryota; Metazoa; Chordata; Mammalia; Tubulidentata; Orycteropodidae
Gene: INHBB
Product: inhibin subunit beta B
Exons: 2
Coding region: 1-1215 (404 amino acids)
Biological process (GO): BMP signaling pathway; SMAD protein signal transduction
Cellular component (GO): extracellular region
Molecular function (GO): growth factor activity; cytokine activity
Source: RefSeq, a predicted model, not a curated record